This is a messenger RNA of Tetrahymena thermophila SB210, 399 nucleotides long. RefSeq lists its product as hypothetical. Lineage: Eukaryota; Ciliophora; Oligohymenophorea; Hymenostomatida; Tetrahymenidae. The record is from RefSeq and is a predicted model, not a curated record. The transcript has a single exon.
AUGGACAAAAAAAGAUUGAAAGAGUAUAUAAUUUAAUUGCAACUUUAAUUAAGCCUACCCUUCUAAUUUCAGGGGGGAAAAUCAAUCUAAGGAUGGGGGAAAAAAAGUAAGCUGACAUAAUAUAAAAGAGUACCACGCGAUGCAGUAGAGCUUUAAAAAAAGGAAGAAAUAAAAUCAUUCAUGAAUUUGCGAUAAUAUAAGAAGGCUGAUGCCGCUCUUAAGCUUGAAAUAUUUAGGUAAAAUAAGUAAAAAUGGAUGGCAUGGAAUAAAAGUAAAGAGAAGGAAUCCAAGCUGCAACCAAGAUAAAUUAGAAAUCAAAAGAAUUAUUUAGACUAAUUGAUAUGGUAUUGUGUUUUGAAGGAUAAGGAUUUAGUAAAUGAGAGUAUAAUUUCCUAAUGA